Lathyrus sativus (Indian pea) is the source of this 1041-nucleotide messenger RNA. The record is from the annotation of a GenBank genome assembly. NCBI's taxonomy places the organism in Eukaryota, Viridiplantae, Streptophyta, Magnoliopsida, Fabales, Fabaceae.
AUGGCUUUCAAAAAAACCCUUGCUCAACGUCUCUUUAAUAUCACCAAAAUCUCAUCGCAAAAUUUCACGAAUUGUCGUAUUUCGUCUUCCUCCGUUCGUCCUACAACGGCGGUGAGCGACUUGGAUGUUUCUCCGGAGAAGGGAGAAGGUGGAAUAUUCAGGAGGUUUAUUCACAAACGGACCGGGUUUGAACCGAAACAGACCGGGUUGAAAUCGGAGCUUCGUCAGAAUCAGAUGAAUGGGAGGAACAUAGUGGAUAAGCUGAGAGAGAUGGACAUUGCUCGGAAUCGUAUUCGGUUGGGCGGGCUGAAGCCUCUACCGGAGAAAACGGAAGUGGACGGUGUUAGCGCCGGUGACGUGAAGAAGUUGUUGAAAGUGGCGCAGUUGGAGUCGGUGAAAGCGAGGUUGAGAGGUUCCGCGAAAAGUUGCAUAACGGUUUCUGAGUUAGUUAGGAUCUGUUCCGAAUAUUGCUCGGAUUAUGAUCAAGCGGUUAAGAUUGCAAAGAUGCUGGAUGAUUCUGCGGCUGUGAUUAUUCUAGGAGAUACAGUUUUUCUGCAACCGGAGCAGGUUGCAAAAACAAUCCAAAGUCUGCUUCCUACACCAGGAUCAAAGGUACCGGAUUCAAUAAGAAAAGAAUAUGAAGAAAUGGAGAAGAAGAAACUAGCCAUUGACAACAAAGCCAGUGCUUUAGUACGCCGCGAGCUCUGGGGAGGUUUGGGUUUCCUCAUUGUACAAACUGUGGGAUUCAUGAGACUCACAUUUUGGGAGCUGACUUGGGAUGUAAUGGAACCAAUUUGCUUUUAUUUAACAUCCAUGUACUUCAUGGCUGGUUACACAUUCUUUCUCAGGACCGCAAGAGAGCCUUCAUUCGAAGGUUUCUAUGAAGCCCGUUUCAGCUCGAAGCAAAAGCGUCUUAUCAAGGCUUACAAAUUUGAUAUUGAAAGGUACAAUAAGCUUAAGGAUAUUUGUUCUCCAACCAUUCCUUCAAUGUUUGAUUCAUCCAUUGCUCUCCCAGUUGGUAAUUCUUCACAGCAUCAUUGA